Engraulis encrasicolus (European anchovy) is the source of this 1122-nucleotide messenger RNA. RefSeq names its product phosphatidylinositol-4,5-bisphosphate 4-phosphatase 1a (gene pip4p1a). NCBI's taxonomy places the organism in Eukaryota, Metazoa, Chordata, Actinopteri, Clupeiformes, Engraulidae. The transcript has 8 exons. Gene Ontology annotation, molecular function: phosphatidylinositol-4,5-bisphosphate 4-phosphatase activity. Gene Ontology annotation, biological process: phosphatidylinositol dephosphorylation. The record is from RefSeq and is a predicted model, not a curated record. Gene Ontology annotation, cellular component: phagocytic vesicle membrane; plasma membrane; late endosome membrane. The coding region runs from base 192 to 1019 and encodes 275 amino acids.
AGCCAUCCAUCCACCCGUAGGGUUUACAAGUGCACGAAUCCAUCAGUCUUCUAGCUAGCCAGCUAGCUAACAACAUCCACACAGGAGGAAGGCGACCCGACAAGCUAAGCUACAUCCAUCCACCUGCUAGCCACUUGCUGUGCUACACCGACUCUAGCGCUUCGCUGAGGCCGCCCCUGAGAGCGUCAGCCAUGGCCGAUGGGGAGCGUUCACCGCUGCUGUCCGCGUCAGACCUGGGAGAUGUGCUGAUGACAUCGGGAGGAGGUGGAGGUGGACUGGCUGGACCGGCGGUUGGUGUUGGGCCUUUACCUUCCAAACCUCAAGGUUUCUCUUCCUUCCCGAGUGUUCCGCAGUCUUCGGUGCUCCUCGGUGAAGACCCGCCCCCUUACUCACCACUGACAUCGCCAGAGAGCGGCAGUGCUCCGGUCAUCAGCUGUCGUGUGUGCCAGAGUAUCAUCAACGUGGAGGGCAAGAUCCACCAGCACGUGGUCAAGUGUGGAGUCUGCAACGAGGCCACGCCCAUCAAGAACGCCCCUGCGGGUAAGAAAUAUGUUCGCUGUCCCUGCAACUGUCUACUGAUCUGCAAAGUCACGUCACAACGCAUCGCCUGUCCGCGUCCCUACUGCAAGCGGAUCAUCAAUUUAGGUCCAGUUCACCCUGGCCCAGCGAGCCCAGAACCCCAACCCAGCGGAGCGCGCGUCUCAUGCGGACAUUGUAACAACACCUUCCUGUGGACGGAAUUCACGGACCGGACGCUGGCAAGAUGUCCACACUGCAGAAAAGUCUCUUCUAUUGGCAAGCGGUACCCCAGGAGGCGGAGUCUGUUGUGCUUCCUGCUCUGCUUGCUCUUCUGUGCUGGCACGGCCGGACUCAUGGUCGGCACGUGGGUGCAGUCGCGUCGCUUCAAGGCCAUCUACGCCUCCUGGGCCGCGGGUUUCUUGCUGAUUCUGGCAACCAUGGGCCGAGCGCUCUACUGGCUUUGCCUUAAGACCAGCGAGCCCAUUCAGAAUAUGUCGUAAAACAAACAGCAAAAAAGUCAAAUACAAAAGGCUUGAAAAAUGUGCACACACACACGCACACACGCACACAAACACUUGGUCGGGAAAAACUAUUGGUGCAAAU